UCUCAGAAAUAAACAAAAUUAAAUUAAAAUUAGUCAAACAAUUUCCUCUCCGCUUCUCCACGAACCAAUCCACCACCAGCUCCGCCUUUCGCCGCCCAUAUCCACCAUGCAGCGACGGAAAUCGCUCACAUUGAACUGGGACGGUCUCGGAGAUGACGAUGAAGAUGACGAUCGCUUCUUCGAGACGCGCGAGCGUAUGUCCUCCGCUGCCCCUAUCGAUCUGGAAGCUUCCUCCUCCGACGAAGAUGACGGGUUCGAAGACAGCCGCAUGUCGUUUAGUGCCAACAUGUCCCCCAACAAAUCCGAGAGAGUCAAGCCCUUUCCGGUCACCGUUGCCGCCUUGGGCUCCGAAUACGACAUGUGGAUCGCAUCUCCGGGAUCAAUCACGGAGCGCAGAAAACGAUUACUUCUCGGUAUGGGCCUGGACGAGAACAAAGAGGUCCUCAGAAUCACAAGCAUGGCUCUGGAUCGCGCCAUUUCGAAGAAAUUCGAAAAUGACCAAACCGAUUGUUCACCUUCAACACCAACAAGUACAAGUAAAUCUUCUGCUCCUCAUUCAUCAUCUUCUUCUUCCACUGUAAGUUCGCAAUCGGAGGUAAAACAUCAUAGGAAAAAAUCAAGAAAGCCGUCCAUUAUCCCCUUCGUUCUCGGUCGCUCGCGAUCCGAAGGCGACAUUGAUUCGUUCUCGAUGCCAAAAUACAGGAAAGAAGAAUUCAUAGGUAAAAUCUCCAAGCAACGCCUGACGAGAACAUCUUCGGACUCGACAUUUUCUCGUGGCGGUGCUCGUCCGUGCAAAGGAGAAUCCCGAGUGGCAAUGAAACAUAAAGAAAGGCCGGGGCAGUCGCCGCCGCCGCCGCAUCACUGCUCGAAGAUGACGUCGGUGAAGUCUAACUGGGGAUUAGGAGCUUUCUUCUUGAUCAAGAAUCUGGACACGGGAAAAGAGUUCAUCGUCAACGAGUCAAGCGAAGACGGGAUGUGGAACAGACUAAGCGAUCUGCAAACAGGGAAGAAAUUAACAAUGGAGGAAUUUGAACGACACCUAGGACAUUCCCCGGUGGUGAAAGAGCUGAUGAGUCGCGACAAAGUGAACAGAAGUACCAGCGACGGUUCUGGAUACGAUCGGAAGCUCACGACGCAGCAUUCGUAUUUCUCAAAGAGCUUAAGGAAGAGCAAAAGAACAGGGGCUGCUCUGUUGAAGAACAUCAAAGGAGUGGCUUCUGGGUUCAUCGGGGAGAGAGAGAGAGAUGAGACACAGAAGUCGUCAUUGUCAUCGUCAACACAAUUGUCGACGACUUCUGAACAGAAACCCGCGAAGAACGAACAGUGGGUGAGAGUAAGACAAAGUGGGAAAUCCAUGAAAGAGCUCUCAGCUCUGCAUCUGUGUCAAGAAUUUCAAGCUCACGAAGGCUGUAUCUGGACGAUCAGGUUCAGUACAGAUGGUCAUUACAUGGCGAGUUCAGGGGAAGACAAGGUGAUUCACGUAUGGGAAGUGCAGGAAUGCGAGGUCACGUCGAUGAAGCCAGAUGAGGGAAGUCUCACUCCGAUUCAUCCAUCGUUGCUUGGAUCACCGGAACGAAAUGGAAAAGAAGAAUGGAAUGAUAUGAAGAAGAAAGGGAAGCAUGGAAGCAAAAGAUCAGGAAGGAGUUUCGCGAUUCCUGAUUAUGUUCACAUCCCUGAAACUGUGUUCUCUUUCUCAGAGAAACCUUAUUGCUCUUUCCAUGGCCAUUGCGACGACGUUUUGGACUUGUCCUGGUCAAGAUCUCAGCUACUGCUAUCAUCGUCAAUGGAUAAAACAGUGAGAUUAUGGGACAUGGAGAGCAGGGCGUGCUUGCAGGUGUUCACCCACAGUGAUUAUGUAACGUGCGUGCAGUUCAACCCAAUGGACGAAGAGUAUUUCAUUAGUGGGUGUCUGGACACGAAGGUGAGAAUUUGGAACAUUCCUCAACGCUUCGUGGUGGAUUGGAUCGAUACUCACGAAAUGGUCACUGCUAUUUCUUACACUCCUGACGCUCAAGCUGCUUUUGUCGGUACUCAUAACGGAAGCUGUCGCUUGUAUAGCACGGAAGAUUGCAAAAUAAGUCAAAUAGGCGCAGUUGAGCUUAGGCGAAAGAAGAAAUCUCAUUUAAGAAAGGUGACUGGUUUUCAGUUUGCUCCAAGUAAUCCAUCAGAAGUGCUUGUUACUUCAGCUGAUUCCAGGAUCAGAAUUGUAGAAAAUUCCAGAGUUGUUCAUAAGUUUGUAGGAUUUCGAAAUGCAAAUAGCCAAAUAUCAGCUUCAUUUAGUCCAAAUGGAAGAUACGUGAUAAGUGCAAGUGAAGAUUCACAAGUAUAUGUGUGGAAGAAUGAAGGCCAUGCAAAAGCCAGAAACCUAAUUCUGACUCAAUCCCACGAGCAAUUCCAAUGCAGAGACGUCUCCAUAGCAAUCCCAUGGCCUCGCACUAUCAAGGGUGACCCUCCCAUAGGACCAUCCCUCCAUUCAAAAAGACACCCUAAACACUAUCCAGCUCCUCCAUCUUCUUCCUGUGGAUCUCCACUUCAUCCUUCUUCUAAGCCAACACUUUUGCCUCCUCUUCCCAAUAAGAUCAAGAGAAACAACCAAAACCAGGCCUCUGAUAACGCUUCUCCUUCCUGGGAUGACGAGCCCUCAGGGAUUUCAGGUACAAUGUCUGGGAUUGGAGCUAUUUCGUUUGCUCAUAGUGGGAGUAAGAGUAGGUGGUCUCCAUUUUCUAGGAAUAAGAGUAGUAGUAGUAGUAAUGGUCACCAUGUCGUUGUGGAAGAGGAAGAACCUACAGCGAUCUCUCGCACUGGUUCUGGAAUUGGGGAUUCGUUUUCUUCUUCUGACUCUGCUUCCAUGAGGUAUGGCGACUCACCUACCAUGUCUGCUUCUGCUAGAUCAUCAUCAUCUUCUUCUUCUUGGUCAAUGCACUUUGAUAAUGGUCAUGCCAAUAGCUCAAGCUCUCAUGCUUCAGCAUGGGGGUUGGUGAUUGUAACAGCUGGGUUUGGAGGUGAAAUUAGGUGUUAUCAAAAUUUUGGGUUGCCUAGAAAGGUAUGAGAAACACCAAUAGUUUUAGAGUCACAUGACAAUUUAUAUCAAAAAUGCACAAUAAUACUACAUAUUUUUGUCACAUUUAGUAUAUUUUCUUUAUAAGGAAGAGAAUACAUGUGAGUGUGUGUGUGUGAGGUAGAUAAGGUACUAUGUUUUUGUCAUGGCUAUUUCUUCACUGAUGAUGACAAAGCUUUGUCCCAUGACAUUGGCAGUUUUGCGAGACAAGAUAGAAUAUGUAAGUUGAACCAUCCCUUGUUGUUUUGAAAGAGUUGUAAUCAAUGCAGGAGUCAUAUAAAGAUAUAUAAUGUCAA
Messenger RNA from Prosopis cineraria, 3354 nucleotides. RefSeq lists its product as uncharacterized. Lineage: Eukaryota; Viridiplantae; Streptophyta; Magnoliopsida; Fabales; Fabaceae. The transcript has 7 exons. Gene Ontology annotation, molecular function: protein binding. Bases 107 to 3049 code for a protein of 980 amino acids. The record is from RefSeq and is a predicted model, not a curated record.